AUGGUGAUGCUCGAGGUGCUCGAGGGACUGGCGAUGCUAGAGGUUCUCGGCGAAAAAAGGCUAGACAUGGAGAAGAACGUAACAUGCUCCAGUGCAAGGGCCGAGAGCGAGGCAGACACUCAAGAGGCCAUUCUUGAGGCUAAGGUGGAACGACUUGAAACGCUCCUCGCCGAGGAAAUGCGUGCUUCCGAAAGUGCUCGAGAGAUUUGGUCAAAGCGUGAGACCGAGCUCGGAGCAGAGAUAUCUGCGCUUACCUCUCGCCUCGUCAUAGAUCGCCAUGCGUGGCUCGCGAAACCAGCGGUGACGCAAGACGAGAAAGGCCAGCUCCUUGCGAGUGAGACUGUCGUCGAGACUAUGGAAGGAGAAGUAGAGGACGGGGGUUCGGCACCACCCCAUCAGAAACCCGCCGAACCCAAGAAGCCCGUCCCCGAUUGUGAAGUUUGUCGUGCGCGCACAGACGAGAACAUGCCCGGCCAGCGGGUGCUGCGGGGGGGAGAAUCAACCUGUGGAACCGGGCAGGCGGAUGAAGCCCACUUGCGAGAGAAGUGGGCGAGGACCCAAAAGCUAGCUGAAUUGACGGACAGGUUGAUGGCGGCAGAACAGGCCGUAGCAGCCACCGCCGGGAAGACCCCGCAGCAGCAGCCUCACGAAGCAGGGGGCAUGGCGAGCAGGCUGAUGACAGCGGAGUUAGCCCUGCUCGAUACGGAGGCGUGUCUGGUAGAGGUCCAGGGAGAGUUGUCGUCGGAGCGCGAGAACAACGACAAGCUAAAGGAGAAGGCUAACGCGCUCGAGGAGGCCUUAGAAACGUGCAAGAAGGGGCGAGAAGAAGCUGUCCAGCAGGUGUCGAAACAAGGGGAGGUCGAGAUCGCCGCGCUCAAGGCACGCCUGCGUCAAGCGGAGCACGCCCGAGCAAAGGACGAGAAACGGUGGUCGACCAGGGUGGCAGGCCUAGAGAGCGAGCGGGAACAAGCCAGCUGUCUUGCCGAGGGGCUCGAGAAGAUCUUGGUGCAGGAGAAAUCCGCGGCGUCUCGAAAAGAGGCGAGGCUUAGGACUUUGUUCAGGAGGCUUGAUUUUCUGGACUCGGCGGAGCAAGGCACAGUUGACGACGACCCCAACCCGUAUGCUUACAGUCUCCCAGAGUAG
Messenger RNA from Ectocarpus sp. CCAP 1310/34, 1143 nucleotides. The record is from the annotation of a GenBank genome assembly. Lineage: Eukaryota; Phaeophyceae; Ectocarpales; Ectocarpaceae.